AUGGCUGGGUCGCCCGUUGCUGUUGCCUCUGCCGUGAUCCUUCCGGAGACAGAAGACUCGACUCCGAUUGUGCCUCCGACAGUGAAACGCAGACGGUCUUCAGAGUCUUCGCCCCAUUCUAAGAGGGCCAGACUUAGCCAAAAUGCAGCCAAGGACGACCAGGAGUCCUCUUUUCCGCGGCCGAAUCAGCUAUCCAGAGAAGAUCGAUUGAACGAGCGUCGUAAGACUGGGCCGCUGGAGGAACGCAAGCGCGGGCAAAGAUUGUUUGGCGCUCUGCUCGGCACUUUAUCCCAGAGCUCAUCAUCGACAGCAUCAAAGCGCCGCGCAGAUAUCGAGGACAAGCAGCGGACUAAAUUGAAACAGCAGAAUGAAGAGGAGAACGAGAAAAAGAGAGCAAACAUCGAAGCGAUAAUUGAAGUCCGCCGGCAAGAGCAGAAGAUAUUCGAUCGGCAGUCGAUGAGACUGCGGCAUUCUAGAGCGCUUGCGAAGGCACAUUAUCUGCAGACGAAAGCGGAGCCAAAGCUUUAUUAUAAGCCAUGGGAACUCUUGCCAGACGAAGAAGCGAAGAUUAAGGCGCAGAUUAAGAACGUCGAGGAGACUAUAGGUGACGAGGACAGACGUCUAGUUGCAGAUCAUCCACCUAGCGCGAUUGCGCAGAGAGACACACAAGACGGAGAAGCACAGGAGCCAAACGAAGACACGGUCGAAGACACGGUCGAAGAUGACGCUAAGGAUGAUGGUAAGGAAGUUGACACUGAUAUAUCCAAGCAUUCCGAACCCUUUAGUACUAACGAAGAUGACAUUGCUAUGCAUGACUCACAACAACAGCAUCUGGAGGAUCAAGCAGAAACAGCAAAAGACACGGCAGAAGAUGGUGGUGAAAUGGUCGAAGGAGAGGAGGACACGAAGGUGCAUGGUUGGCCGGACUUGGCCGUCGGAUGGCGCUAUCAGAUUCCAAUGCUCACCGGAUCCGGCUAUCAAGUGAUCGCCCCUGACUGCAUCGGUUACGGAGGCACUCAAGUUCCACGAGUACCGCCGGCCGCUAUCGAGAGCUACAGCUGGAAGAGUCACGCACAAGAUAUCCACGAACUUGCAAGGCAGCUUGCCUUAGGGAGGGUCAUACUUGGUGGGCAUGAUUGGGGCGGUUUGAUCGCUUACCGAGUAGCUUUAUGGUUUCCUGAGCUUGUUACUCAUGUAUUUUCGGUUUGCACUCCCUAUUUCGCUCCGACCAAGACUUUUGUUUCGAGAGAAAAACUUGUGGAACAAGGGAUGAAGAAUCUCACCUACCAAAUGCAGCUGAAAAGCGGCAUUGUGGAGGAGCGUAUUGUCACCAGAGACGACAUUAAAUCGAUGCUUUGUGCAGCGUAUGGCGGGAGAGGCCCAAACGGCGAGUAUGGGUUUGAUGUGCGAGUCGGGUUCCUGUUCAACAAUUUGCCCAAGAUCAAGACAACACCAUUGGUUGAUGAGAAGACGAUGGAUCACUACGUUAAUGAGUUCGCCAAGACCGGUGUACAUCAAACGAGUGAGCUGAGAUGA
This is a messenger RNA of Bacidia gigantensis, 1536 nucleotides long. RefSeq lists its product as uncharacterized. Lineage: Eukaryota; Fungi; Ascomycota; Lecanoromycetes; Lecanorales; Ramalinaceae. The transcript is spliced from 6 exons. The record is from RefSeq and is a predicted model, not a curated record. Gene Ontology annotation, molecular function: hydrolase activity. Bases 1 to 1536 code for a protein of 511 amino acids.